AUGUCAAUGUUGGGCAACUCCACAAUAGUCCAUUCGCAAUGCCACCAAAAGGAUUCGGAUCAGCUCGCUACCCUGCCUGCGGCGUCUCCACGGCGUACUCUACGCAAAGCUAUCUCCAUUCCGGCCGUGUCAUCUCUCGUGAAGGACUCGUGGAGUUGGGCGGGUGAGACCCUGAACACAUACCGCGAUGGACUCUCGCCCGAACAACGGAAACAGAAAGCCGAGAUUGAGGAUCGCAAACAGGUGCUCUAUAUGAAAAUCAAACAUGCGGUGUCGUACGAGGAAUGGAGUAGUUGCGCGAGCGAACUGGACAUCCUGGAAGACAACAGCACCUGGAAAACCGCGGUCGAAUCUCCGGACUAUCAUCCCCAAUUGGUCCAGGAACGGUUGCGCCAACUCGAGGAGGCACGGAUUAGCUGCGAUGUCAGUCGCAUGUUGUUUCUGGUCCGGACCGCCCUGAGCCGCGACUUGGGGAAAAUGAGCAACGCGUCGCUAUACCGACAUUCUCAUAUUGGCACUAAGGAUCUGGUCGACCGCUAUAUCACGACUGCUUUGGACACGAUCACGACGUUGGUCGAUCUGUCGGUCCAUAAUCGCUGUGAUGGCCUGGAACUGAAGUACAUAUUGGAUCAGCUCCUGGCAGCCCGGCAGGCGUUUGGUCGCAGUGCCCUUUUGUUCUCCGGAGGCGCAACAUUUGGCAUGAAUCAUAUCGGUGUACUUAAAGCUCUUUAUGAGGCGAAGUUGAUUCCGCGUAUUAUCUCGGGAGCCUCGGCCGGCAGCAUUGUCUGCGCGGUGUUUUGCACACGAACCGACGAUGAGCUUCCGGAUCUCUUGGAAACCUAUGCGCACGGAAGCUUUGCAGUAUUCAACGAGCAUGGUCAAGAGGAUAAUAUUUUCCAGAAGACAGCUCGUUUCUUGAAGUUUGGGUCCUUCUUGGACAUUUCACAUUUGGCAAACACAAUGCGGAGUUGGCUCGGUGAUAUGACCUUUCAAGAAGCAUAUAAUCGGACACGCAGGAUAUUGAACAUCUGCGUCUCCAGUGCUGGCAUGUACGAGCUGCCUCGAUUACUCAACUAUAUUUCCGCCCCGAAUGUUCUGAUCUGGUCUGCGGUAGCGGUAUCGUGUUCUGUACCAUUGGUAUUCCGGCCAUUUACCUUGAUGGCCAAAGAUCCGUUGACGGGGGAAUCCAAACCCUGGAAUGACUUUCACAAACAAUACAUUGACGGCUCGGUUGACGGGGACCUUCCAAUGACCCGGCUGUCCGAAAUGUUCAACGUCAACCACUUCAUUGUUUCACAGGUCAAUCCUCAUGUAGUCCCAUUCCUACCUAAGGAAUAUGGACCGACCAACACAGCAGAGCAAAGCUCGUCACUUGUACCCCGUUGGGUCAGCACCAUGACCCAUCUAGCCAAGGAUGAAGUUUUGCAUCGAAUGACUGUUCUUUCAGAGCUGGGUGUGUUCCCAAACUCAAUGACCAAAGCAGCUUCUAUUAUGAACCAGAAAUACAGCGGCGACAUCAACAUCUAUCCCGAAUUGAUAUCGUCCAAUUUUCCUCGGAUCCUGGCGAAUCCGACAACGGAGUUUAUGCUGGAAGCCUGCCUCAGCGGUGAACGAGCAACAUGGCCCCGAUUAAGCAGGAUCAGGAACGCCUGUGCCAUUGAGCUGGCUCUCGAUCGAGCCAUCCAGCAAAUGCGAGCCCGGGUGGCAUUCAGCCCCGGCCAACUGGAGUUGCGCACCCACAGCUCCUUCCAUCAUUCCGCUGAUUCCAUGGACAGUGGUGCCGGGCGCGGACGAAUUCGCAAUCGGCGACGAGGCUCCCACAGCCAUGAAUUGGAACGAAGACGUACCAGAGGCCUCUCCCGGAGUGACCCAGCGCAGGAGCUUCGCAAAGCUCGCAGCACCAUUUCGCUUGAAAAUCCGCUCUUGACAGCAUCUAACGAUCUUAUUUCCGUUCCAGCCCGGCAAAAGGCCCACCGCCGUCGAUCGUCCAUCACCUUUGGCGGCGGAGGGUUUGCCGUGGGAUCCGGCAGCGACGAUGACGAGGAGCCCGGACUGUCUUUUUCGAUUCGUUCACGGACCCCUGGUCACCAAGCGUCCUGGGAUAGUUCUCCUUACGGCGAGGAAUUGAACCACGGGGUGUGCAACCCCGUCCUGUCCCGGCGAUCUUCAUUCUCGACCGGGAGGUCACCGCGAUCUACUUCCGGCCGCCGAGGGGGCUCUCCUAAACAGGUCUACACGCCGUCGGCUCGUGAGAUCUCCAUGGCUUUGUCCCCGUCGUCCCGACAUCUGCUGAGCAUGACCCCCUCGAUUCACCCGAGCUCUCCUGACUCGGUUGCGCGUCAAGCUCGUCCGUGA
Penicillium macrosclerotiorum is the source of this 2355-nucleotide messenger RNA. Its product is annotated as putative Patatin family phospholipase. Bases 1 to 2355 code for a protein of 784 amino acids. Lineage: Eukaryota; Fungi; Ascomycota; Eurotiomycetes; Eurotiales; Aspergillaceae. Gene Ontology annotation, molecular function: triacylglycerol lipase activity. The transcript has 3 exons. The record is from RefSeq and is a predicted model, not a curated record. Gene Ontology annotation, biological process: lipid metabolic process.